Cavia porcellus (domestic guinea pig) is the source of this 3269-nucleotide messenger RNA. RefSeq names its product histone-lysine N-methyltransferase SETMAR. NCBI's taxonomy places the organism in Eukaryota, Metazoa, Chordata, Mammalia, Rodentia, Caviidae. The coding region runs from base 105 to 1010 and encodes 301 amino acids. Gene Ontology annotation, cellular component: nucleus. The transcript is spliced from 2 exons. The record is from RefSeq and is a predicted model, not a curated record. Gene Ontology annotation, molecular function: histone methyltransferase activity; zinc ion binding; protein binding.
CACGACUCCCAGCACCCUCUGCGCGAUUCUACAUUGUCUCGGUAGGAGGCCAAGCGAGAGGCGGUUAAAUAUUUAAGGAAUUUUUGGAGAAGUCGCCUUUCUGGAUGGCAGCGUGUAAGGAGGAGCUUGAAGCCCCAACAGAACAGCAGGAUGUAGCGCGCGGCGAGGAAAAUUUGCCCAUUAGCGCGUGGCCGCCAGGGGCGGGCCCGGAGCCCUUCCAGUAUACCCCUGAUCAUGUAGUUGGACCUGGAGCAGACAUUGAUCCAUCUCAGAUAACCUUUCCUGGAUGCAUUUGUGUCAAAGCUCUGUGUCUCCCUGGAACUUGUUCCUGUCUCCGCCAUGAAGAGGCCUAUGAUGACAAUUUGUGCCUUAGAGAUACAGGAUCAGAAGCAAAGUAUGCCAAGCCUGUUUUUGAAUGCAAUGUCCUUUGCCAGUGUGGUGACCACUGCAGAAAUAGAGUGGUCCAGAGGGGUAUACAAUUCUACCUCCAGGUGUUCAAGACAGAUAAAAAAGGCUGGGGACUUCGUACCUUGGAACUUAUACCAAAAGGAAAGUUUGUCUGUGAAUAUGCUGGUGAGGUUUUAGGAUUCCCUGAAGUACAAAGAAGAAUUAACUUACAAACAACAAAUGACUCAAAUUACAUUAUAGCCAUCAGGGAACAUAUUUAUAACGGACAGAUAAUGGAAACAUUUGUUGACCCUACCUAUAUAGGAAAUAUUGGAAGAUUCCUUAAUCAUUCUUGUGAACCAAACCUGUUGAUGGUACCAGUUCGAAUUGACUCAAUGGUACCUAGGUUAGCACUUUUUGCAGCUAAAGACAUUUUUCCAGGAGAAGAACUGUCUUACGACUAUUCAGGAAGAUAUCUUAAUCUAAUGGACAGUGAAGACGCAGAGAGACCAGAUAAUGGGAAACUAAGAAAACCUUGUUACUGUGGUGCCAAAUCAUGUACUGGUUUCUUGCCGUAUGACAGUUCAUUAUACUGCCCCUUAGAGAAGCCAAACAUCAAUUAGGAAGUCUCCUCAGUGGGCCAGGAAUAAGAGGGAUACAAGCAUGUGUAGUCUUCCUGCUUCUAGGUUCACCUUAUGCAAGCAGUGUAGUCUCCAGGUAACUCUGCCAUGUGGUAAGCAGCUUGCCCCUCCCUGAAAGGAAAGCCAGUGGUUCUCCAGCCUUUCCUCUGCCUUAUUACAUACGUUUAAAUGAAGGAUGUGGCAAAGACUCUGAAUUAUCCACCAGUAUCAUUUCUCUCCUUUUACAAUAGAAUUCUCAUUUUAUAUGACUCCCCAGAAUGCUUGCUUUCUUACUUAGAUGUGACUAAGUGAUUUGUGUUCUAGCUAGUGAGAUAUAACAAUUAGUAUGUCCUUAAGUGGAGAUAAGUUGCCCUUCCUUUUUGUUCCACUCUUAAACUAGAGUACAUUCAUGAUGGCUAAAACUGGGGUAACAGUCUGGGGCAAGUGACCCUGGGAAAUGGUCAUACACAGCAAAUCAACAAGAUAAAGAGGAGCAUAGAUAUCUGGUACUUUAUAAAUGCUACUGGACCUGAUUGACACUUCUGGACUUUUAGAUAGGAAAUAGUGUAUCCCUUGUCUACCAUACACUCAGCAUACUCCAAAGCUUAUAAAGCUGUGCUUCAGAACUCUAAGACAACUUUACUUCAUAUAUUAAUAUCAAGUAACCCUGUUGACAACAUAGAAAGAGAUAGGAGUUUUAUAAUCAAAUUUAAACUUUAAAGGAGAAAAGUCUCUAACUGGAUUCCUUAAAGCAAAGAUAUCACAAAAAUAUAAUUUCUAUGAAGGUUAAUUACACAUUUUGAAAGAAAAGAAGUUUAGUCCCUAAAGUAUUAUUUAAUAAUUCCAUUUCUUCUAUAGCACAAAUAAGCCUCAGGGUCUUGCAUUUAAAAAUUAAUCCAUAGAGAUCCAUGUUAUAUUUAACACCCUAUCUCUGGGUAAUACCUUAAGUAUUUUAGUUGUAUACUAUAAAUCAGUAAAUUAAAUAUAUGUGAAUUAUGAUUCUUUGUGAACAAAAGAGUACUCAUAAAAUGCUCCAAACUACAAAUAUACAAUGUCAGAAUUUUUCUCCUAUGUAUUAUGUCCAUUCUUUUGAUUUGACUGACUCUGUCCUGGUAUGUCACAUUUGGUUUUACUUUCUUCAAAAAAAAAAAAGUUAUAAGAGCUGUGGGAGUAAUAAAACCCAAAGUGUGUAAUUGUCAUUGUACAAAAGAAAGGAAAAGAAAGUUCUCUAAAAGAUAUAACUGCAUAUAUAUUUAAGUGUAUAAGAUAGAUAACCAUAUUACUGAUUUUUGUUGGAUCAUUGAAUAAAACUGUUUGCAGUCUCACUGUUUAAAAGUCCCCUCUAUAUGCUUUAAUUUUGUAACUUCAACAACUAUUUCUAAGAUGACAAUUUGUAAUUAACUAGUGAUUUCCUACUGUUUAUUUUUUCUGAAAGUCUGUAUAACUUGCAACCUUUUUCCGUUUUUUUUUUUUUUCUUUUUUCUCCUUAAAUAAAAUUAAAAAAAAAAAAAAAAAAAAGAAUUUUUCUUCAAGCUCACUAGCUUUCCCUGGCAACCUUCCUGUUACCCUGAUUUUUCUGAAGCCAUCCAGUUUUAAAUUUUACGUAAGUGCAUUAUUACUUGAAAUUUAUACUUGCUUAAGACCAAUUUACUUUUUGAAGACAUAUUUUAAAGAGAAAGAUAUUUAAAAUUUUUAACAAAGGAGCAUAUUUUGCUCGUCUUACUGGCCUCUUUCUCGAAAUAUAAAACUCAUCAAAGUUCACUUUGCCUUAUGAGUCUUAAGCUUCUUUUAUGACAAAAUUAUUUCUGAAACUUAAUUGUAAAUGUAUACUUGAGAGCACUCUUAUUGGGUUACUGUUUCAAAAAUAUUGUAGUUGUUCAAUAGAAAAUGUUUGUCAGUCACCAAGUUGGGUUUAAGGCGAUUCUGGAAAGUUCCCCCUGCAUCCUGUUAUCAGGUGUAUCAGUUUGUAUGACUGGUGAUCACUUUCAUCUAGGGAGCACUGUAAACAUUAGAACUAACCUGAUUUUUCAAAUUCACUUACCCACUGACUGUUGUGACCCCAUUAUUCAGGAGCUAGUUCAUUUGUCAUUUUCUCACAGUAUACUAACUUCUGUCCACUCAAUGCAUAUCACUUUUAUUGUACGUCUGUACACUUCCAAUUUGUGUAAGGCAAUUUGCAUCCCUCAUUAUAAAAUGGCCUUUCUUCUCACAAGUUCUAACUGAGCUGCUUCAGAAACAAUAAAGAAAUGGUAAGAAUGGAAA